Messenger RNA from Impatiens glandulifera, 336 nucleotides. Its product is annotated as photosystem I chlorophyll a/b-binding protein 6, chloroplastic-like. Gene Ontology annotation, cellular component: membrane. Lineage: Eukaryota; Viridiplantae; Streptophyta; Magnoliopsida; Ericales; Balsaminaceae. The transcript has 4 exons. Gene Ontology annotation, biological process: photosynthesis, light harvesting in photosystem I; response to light stimulus. The record is from RefSeq and is a predicted model, not a curated record. The coding region runs from base 1 to 336 and encodes 111 amino acids.
AUGAAGAAGGAACAAAAGGAGAUCCAAGGAAAUACCCAGAAAGUUAUCGAGAAAGAUGUCACAUUUUUCUUCUGUAAAGACUCUCCUCCUCCCUGGUUCGAUGACAGUAUUUCAGGAGAUUUUGGAUUCGACCCACUUGGAUUAGGAUCUGAUUCGGAACUGCUGAAAUGGUUUGCACAAGCUGAGCUAACACACAGCAGAUGGGCAAUGCUUGCUGUGUCUGGAAUUCUGAUUCUAGAAUGGCUAGAAAGUCUGGGGUUUAUUGAGAAGUUCUCUUGGUACGAUGCAGGAGCACAAGAAUACUUCGCAGAUUCCACACCUUUAUAUAUAUUCUGA